Molecule: messenger RNA, 1337 nt
Organism: Populus nigra (black poplar)
Lineage: Eukaryota; Viridiplantae; Streptophyta; Magnoliopsida; Malpighiales; Salicaceae
Product: eukaryotic translation initiation factor 3 subunit I-like
Exons: 8
Coding region: 156-1136 (326 amino acids)
Biological process (GO): cytoplasmic translational initiation
Cellular component (GO): cytoplasm; eukaryotic translation initiation factor 3 complex, eIF3m
Molecular function (GO): translation initiation factor activity; protein binding; RNA binding
Source: RefSeq, a predicted model, not a curated record
GGCCCAGCAAGUCACACACCGUCAGGGACAUCUCUCGUUGUUAAUAGGAAAGGAAGGAAAAAACCCUAGCUGUUCUUGCUGCCUUCGUUUUCCUCCUGCGAAUCAGCAAAACACAAACAAAUAAAAAAUCUCUUAAAAAAAAAGAGAUAAAAAAGAUGAGACCAAUUUUGAUGAAAGGGCAUGAAAGGCCCUUAACAUUCUUAAAGUACAACAGAGAAGGGGAUCUCUUGUUUUCCUGCGCUAAAGAUCAUAAUCCCACCGUCUGGUUCGCCGAUAACGGCGAACGUUUGGGAACUUACCGUGGUCACAACGGCGCCGUUUGGUGUUGCGAUGUCUCAAGAGAUUCGAUGCAGCUGAUUACUGCUAGUGCGGAUCAGUCGGUGAUGCUGUGGAAUGUACAAACUGGAGCGCAAUUGUACACAUUUAGUUUCAAUUCGCCGGCUCGGUCUGUGGACUUUUCUGUAGGUGACAAGCUUGCUGUUAUUACCACUGAUCCUUUCAUGGGAGUCACUUCUGCCAUCAAUGUCAAACGCAUUGCUGACGAUCCUUCCCAGCAGAGUGGUGAAUCCGUGCUCACCAUCACUGGACCUGCGGGAAGAAUUAAUAGAGCUGUUUGGGGACCCCUGAACAGGACUAUCAUAAGUGCUGGAGAGGAUUGUGUGGUCCGCAUUUGGGAUUCUGAGACUGGAAAAUUGUUGAAAGAGUCGGAACCGGAAGUUGGGCAUAAGAAGCCGAUAUCAUCACUCACAAAAUCUGCUGAUGGUUCUCACUUCCUGACUGGUUCUCUAGAUAAAUCUGCCAAGCUUUGGGACUCCAGAACUUUAACUCUUAUCAAGAACUACACAACAGAACGCCCAGUUAAUGCUGUUGCAAUGUCUCCGCUACUUGAUCAUGUUGUGCUUGGAGGUGGUCAGGAUGCAUCAUCUGUAACCACAACUGAUCACCGUGCUGGGAAGUUUGAAGCCAAAUUCUACGACAAGAUUCUUCAAGAAGAAAUUGGUGGUGUGAAAGGUCAUUUCGGACCUAUAAAUGCUUUGGCGUUUAACCCUGAUGGGAAAAGUUUCUCAAGUGGAGGCGAGGACGGUUAUGUGAGGCUGCAUCACUUCGAUCCUGAUUACUUCAACAUAAAGAUUUAGAUUGUAAGAACAUGUAUCAAUACCAGAAUCUAGCUAAUAGAGACUAAAUUAGCUUUGGAGUGGAGGAUUAAAAGGAAUUUUGGUGCGUAGGGCCACACAAGAUUAUACUUGUGCUCAUGCUUAUGAUUUUCCUUCUGUUUUACAACGAUUUCUUCCAUUUUUUUUUCGGAGCUAUGAGCAAGGAGUUUUUGUUUGAUUCAA